CUUUGAUUACUAUUUUUAUAAAAUAGUUAAAUAAUGAACGAAGAGUUUAAUCUAUACGAGGAAGAAUUUCAUAAAUACUCAAAAGCCUUAUUAUCCAAAUUUCAUCAAGCUCCGACAGCUACUCAAUAAGAUUAUAGAGAAGCUAUGGAAGAGUUUAGUAAUUUGAAAAGAUCACUGGAUGGAAUGCAAUUAUCUAUAGGUAAUCGUAGUGGACCUUAAUUUACUAAAUUAACUUAGUAUAAGAGUGAAUUCUAACAAAUUAAAUAAUAAUACACACAGUAUGUUCAACACACAUCUCCUACUUUGGCUAUGGCUAUAUAAUAAAAUGAAAAACUUAUUGAAUAUACUAAAAUUGCUUAUGAAGCUGAAGGACAUGCGACUCAUAUAUAAUUUGAGUUACAAAAUUAAACUUAUAAAUUAGAUGGAAUGAUUAGAAAAACAAAUGAAGCAAAUUAAGAUAUUGGAACUUCGGAAUCUUUGAUAAAUCGUAUGAGGAAUCGUGCCAUUUAUCGAAAAAUACUAACUUAUUCUAUGGUUGUCUUAAUUUUGAUAUCAAUUAUCCUUAUUCUUUGGUACAACUUUUUUUGA
Messenger RNA from Paramecium sonneborni, 588 nucleotides. The record is from the annotation of a GenBank genome assembly. Lineage: Eukaryota; Ciliophora; Oligohymenophorea; Peniculida; Parameciidae.